Messenger RNA from Python bivittatus (Burmese python), 2476 nucleotides. It is a transcript of the gene CYTH2, whose product is annotated as cytohesin 2. Lineage: Eukaryota; Metazoa; Chordata; Lepidosauria; Squamata; Pythonidae. Gene Ontology annotation, biological process: regulation of ARF protein signal transduction. The record is from RefSeq and is a predicted model, not a curated record. Gene Ontology annotation, molecular function: guanyl-nucleotide exchange factor activity.
UUCCUUUCAGUAUAGAACCAGGCUGCCGAAGGAAGGCAUAGCUGUUGAAGCCCCGAAGAAAGGAGACAAGGAGAAACUGGGGUUCCCUUUGGCCCUGUUUGGGGGCACUCUGGUCGUCAUGGAGGACGGUAUCUAUGUGCCUCCAGACCUGACACCAGAGGAGAGGCUAGAGUUGGAGAACAUCCGGCGACGGAAACAGGAGCUCCUGGUGGAAAUCCAACGCUUGCGAGAUGAACUCAGUGAAGCCAUGAAUGAGGUGGAGGGGCUGGAGGCCAAUGAAGGAAGUAAAACUCUACAGAGAAACCGGAAGAUGGGGAUGGGGCGUAAGAAGUUCAACAUGGAUCCCAAAAAAGGAAUACAGUUCCUGGUGGAAAAUGAACUACUGCGCUCCACACCCGAGGACAUUGCUCGCUUCCUCUACAAAGGGGAAGGCCUCAACAAGACAGCCAUUGGGGACUACCUUGGUGAGAGGGAGGAGUUUAAUAUUGCUGUGCUCCACGCCUUUGUUGAUUUGCAUGAAUUUACUGACCUCAACCUAGUGCAAGCGCUCAGGCAGUUCCUGUGGAGUUUUCGAUUACCAGGAGAAGCCCAGAAAAUUGAUCGUAUGAUGGAAGCCUUUGCCCAGCGGUACUGCCUGUGCAACCCAGGGGUCUUUCAGUCUACAGAUACGUGUUACGUCCUCUCUUUCGCAGUGAUCAUGCUCAACACCAGCCUUCACAAUCCCAAUGUCCGAGACAAGCCCACAGUUGAGAGGUUCAUCACUAUGAACCGUGGUAUCAAUGACGGGGGGGACUUGCCGGAGGAGUUGCUGCGGAAUCUGUAUGACAGCAUCCGUAAUGAGCCCUUCAAGAUCCCAGAGGACGAUGGGAACGACUUGACACACACAUUUUUUAACCCUGAUCGCGAGGGCUGGCUCCUCAAGCUGGGAGGACGGGUGAAGACAUGGAAGCGACGCUGGUUCAUCUUGACUGACAACUGCCUCUAUUACUUUGAAUACACCACAGACAAAGAACCAAGAGGCAUCAUCCCACUGGAAAACCUAAGCAUCCGGGAAGUAGAAGACCCACGGAAACCAAAUUGUUUUGAACUCUACAUUCCCAAUAACAAGGGCCAGCUAAUCAAGGCCUGCAAGACUGAAGCGGAUGGACGUGUGGUUGAAGGGAAUCAUAUGGUCUACCGCAUCUCGGCGCCUACACAGGAAGAAAAGGAUGAGUGGAUUAAAUCUAUCAAGGCUGCUGUAAGCGUGGAUCCUUUUUACGAGAUGUUGGCUGCCCGCAAGAAACGGAUCUCGGUGAAGCAGAAACAGGAGCAGGCAUGAGGUGGGGAUUCUCUAGUCCCCCUCCUUUCCCCUUGCUGUACGUCCUCCUGUAUCCUCUCUUGGACCUGCUGACAAGCCCACCUGGGUUGAACUCCAUGAAACCACCCAUUCCUAUUGUGGGACCACCACACUACUUGGCCAGUCUGAUGGCAUGUCAGCCUCCCCACUGCCCCACUCGUCUCUCCAGAGCUUUCUCUAGCCCUGUUGGGCUUUGCCAGUGGGGCUUGAGCCUGGGAACUGCCACAGGGUGGCAAUUUCAGGGAAUGGAUGCAUCGUUUGUGUUUUGGGGCAGCUUCUCCAGUGAGUUAUCUUCAGCCUUCAUCAGACAGAGGCAGAUGGUUUUGAAGCAUCUCAGCUAACUCACCCCACCGUGACUCGGGGGCAACAAACUUUGAUCACGUUAAAGGAACAUUUCCUACUUGAUUGGACUUUUUUGUUCUGCUUCCCAACAUAACAGCUGGUCUGCAUGUCUGAGAAGAAAAAAAUGGAAAGCCCCCUUCAGACUAUUAGCAGUUUAGAGUGUGGGGAAGCCCAUGUUUCCACUCAUCGGCUACAGAAAAACAGCACCUUGCAACCUAAACCAAGCACAUCAGGGAGUAAGCUAGCAUGUCUUUCGAACUGCUAGUUUUUCUGUGUUUCAGGAUCAUUCAAGUCAUUUAAUUUCCCCAAGCUGCUUCCUGAUGCCGAUGGUCACGGGAGCAUUUUUCACAUGCUUUUUCCUGUAGGCUGCCCCUUGGAGCUUAUUGCCAAACCAGCUACACUGUGCAUCCAAGAAAGCAGUAUUCUGGGCCUGGCGCACUACGUAAUGUUUGUAUCUACCCUGUUCCCCAUUAUUCAGUCUUACAAAAGGAAGCAAAUACACCAACACCCAGCAGGGGGCAGCAGAGAGCCAGACGGCCAAAGCACGCACACUGACACAACAUGGAACACUAUCGGUUGCCUCCAGCAGGAAUGGCUGACACAUUUGUAACUGACAGCUGUUAAUUCUUCAUGUUUCGGCAGAGAGGUCAUGACCCCCAAAUUCCCUUUCCUGCCACCUCCCAGAAACUGAAUCCCUCCCCCCAGUUAUUUGUGGAGUCAUUAGAGCAUUGCCUCUACAACCAGUUCUCCCCCCCCCCGCCCUUUCUUCCCUGAAGUGUAGCAGCAACAUACUUGGGG